AUGGAAGCCCCUGACCGAUCCGACGCAGUCGCGCUCCCAGCCAGCGGCCAGCUCAGUCGUCCCGGCCCUGUGUUCGGAAUACGGGAGGGGGUCUUCCAAUCCCACACCCCAGGCCAGUAUUCAAUCACUACAUCUGUAACAUCUACUCGCACUGAAAAUUCUUCGGCUUGCAGCUACCGGUCAGCUCCUAGCCGUAGAGCUCGUCGCCCAGGUCGCACCAGACUUGUUCCGGAGCACCUAAACAUCUAUUAUGAAAACGCAGGAGGGCUAAAUACCUACGUCAACGACUACCUGCUGGCCUGCGCAGACACCCUCUACGACGUAAUCGUCAUCACGGAAACCUGGCUAGAUGAUCGAACACUGUCGAGUCAAGUUUUUGGUCCGGGAUACGAAGUCUUUCGUUGCGACCGGUCUCCCCGCACCAGCAGCAAGUCAGCAGGAGGAGGAGUAGCAAUUGCAGUGGCGCGCCGUCUCAGAAUUGAAGUCGUUCACAUUACGAAUCAGAACUGGUGCUGUGUGGAGCAGGUGUGGCUAGCACUGAACUUCGGCGAUCACAAGCUGUACGUCUGCGCGGUCUACUUGCCACCUGAUCGGUACCGUGACACUGUCUUAUUUCAAGCGCAUGUUGACUCUGUCAACACCGUCACUUCUGAUGCUCGACCCGUAGAUGACAUCCUGGUAAUCGGCGACAUGAACUUUGACAAGCUUCGGUGGCUGCACUCUCACGAUGGAUUCCUGUAUCCUGAUCCACGCCUCCAGGCUAAGUCCGUUAACAUCACCGAUCUGUUGGACGUCUACAGUACCGCCACGCUGGAGCAGAUAAAUAGCUUCCCAAACGAGAACAACAAUACGCUUGACCUCUGCUUCGUCAGCCGGCAGGACGUUGCGCCUCCAAUAUAUGUCGCCCCAGCUCCUCUAGUUAAGACCGUUCCCCAUCACCAGCCCCUGAUCUUGUCCCUUGACGUACUCCGCUAUCCCGCACGCACUGUGACAUUCGAACCGAUCCGGUACGAUUACCGCAAGGCUGACAUUAACGGAAUCGCUGAGAUAUUAACGAGCAUUGACUGGACUAAUACGCUAGACCCAGACGAUGUUAAUGUGGCGGUGCAGACCUUUUCUAACAUUCUCUCGUACGCAAUUGACCGUCACGUACCCAAAAAAGCAAUCCUGCCCCCCGAUCGCAUCCCGUGGCAGACCAACGAGUUGAAGAAGCUGAAAUCCAAAAAACGAGCCGCUCUCAAAAAGUUUUCCCGAAGGCGCACACUACCACUCAGAGACCACUACCUUCGACUGAACCAACGGUACAAGACUUUGAACAAUCACUGUUACAACCGCUAUCGAUACCGGAUCCAACAAAAACUGAAAUCUAAUCCGAAGGCCUUCUGGAAACACUUCAAUGACCAGAGGAAAGAAAGUGGUUUGCCUUCCUCUAUAUUCCUUGACAACGAGACCGCUUCAAAUCCCGAUACCAUCUGUCAACUGUUUGCAGAGAAAUUUUCCAGAAUGUUCAUCAAUGAAACCCUUUCACCGCACGAGGUCGCAGCCGCCACUGAAAAUGUGCCACCCUGCGGCAACGUUCUGGACCGACUCGGAAACAAACGUGACAUGGACAACUACCGGGGGAUCUCGGCGCUUUGCGCUGUCUCCAAACUGUUCGAGCUCGCUGUGCUCGACCUGGUGUUUUUUCACUGCAAGCAACAGAUCUGCGCUGAGCAACAUGGCUUCAUGCCGGGACGUUCGACUACAUCGAACUUGCUGACCUUCACCACCUACCUGACCAAGGGGCUAGCUAGUCGAAGCCAAACCGACGUAAUCUAUACUGAUCUCUCCGCAGCCUUCGACAGGCUCAACCAUGACAUCGCGAUCGCUAAGCUCGAAAAACUAGGGUUUAGUGGCAGUUUGCUCGGUUGGUUUCAGUCCUAUCUUUCCAGACGAACAAUCAGUGUGAAGAUCGGUGAAUGCGUCUCGCUGCUAUUCCUCGCCUACUCCGGUGUAGCGCAAGGAAGUCACUUGGGGCCUCUUAUAUUCUUGCUCUACUUUAACGACAGCAAUUUUGUACUGGAUGGACCAAGACUCGCUUAUGCCGACGACUUGAAGAUCUUCCGGUACGUGAACUCAACGGAUGACGCUGAACUACUUCAACAGCAGCUGGAUCAAUUCGCCGACUGGUGUGCCACAAACCGCAUGACCUUAAAUCCUCAGAAGUGUUCCGUUAUAUCGUUCACCAGGAAGCUCAGGCCGAUCACGCACAACUACACGCUCCUCGGAACAACCGUCCCGCGGGUCGAAUGCAUAAACGAUCUCGGAGUGCUGCUAGACGCGAAGCUCACGUACAAGAAUCACGUCGCAUACAUCGUUGCAAAAGCCUCAAGACUGCUUGGUUUCAUAUUUCGUGCGACCAAAAAGUUUACCGACGUCUACUGCCUGAAGUCAUUGUACUGCGGCCUUGUUCGGUCAACCCUGGAAUACAGUUCCGUGGUGUGGAAUCCCUGGUACCAGAAUAGCUCGGAGAGGAUCGAGAGCGUGCAGCGACGAUUCGCACUCCGCUUGCUUCCAUGGAGUGACCCCCACCGUCUCCCAAGCUACGAAAGCAGAUGUCAGCUAAUCCAUCUGGACUCUUUGGCUGUUCGUCGCAACGCCGCACGUGUAACCGCUGUUGCCGACCUGCUCACAUCAAGGAUUGAUUGCCCCUCCCUACUCGGUGAGCUGAAUCUGCAAGCUAGAUCUCGUGUGCUGCGCGGAGGUGCCUUCUUCCGAAUCCCACUAGAAGCUGCCAACUACAGUGCACAUGGCUCCAUCAUCGGACUUCAACGGACCUUCAAUCGAUCCAACACCAAUCAACCGGCACAUGACAUCGGAGAGAAAGCAACGAUGAAUGAAUGA
Culex pipiens pallens (northern house mosquito) is the source of this 2883-nucleotide messenger RNA. RefSeq lists its product as uncharacterized. The coding region runs from base 1 to 2883 and encodes 960 amino acids. The transcript is spliced from 3 exons. The record is from RefSeq and is a predicted model, not a curated record. Gene Ontology annotation, molecular function: catalytic activity. Lineage: Eukaryota; Metazoa; Arthropoda; Insecta; Diptera; Culicidae.